Molecule: messenger RNA, 6816 nt
Organism: Heterocephalus glaber (naked mole-rat)
Lineage: Eukaryota; Metazoa; Chordata; Mammalia; Rodentia; Bathyergidae
Source: RefSeq, a predicted model, not a curated record
GCCGGAAGCGCGUCCCGCCGAGCUCUGUCCUCUACUCGGCAAGGAUCGCGGCGCUUCACGGGGGCCCUCCGGGGGCUCUUGGACUGCGCUGAACCUUGGGGAGCCAGCAAAGGAAAAGCGACGGUGGGCCGACGGGAAAGGAGAGAAGGGAAGGUCAUAUAUCGAGGCAUCUCCUCUCCGCGGAGGGACUCUGUUUUUUUGCGGUGGCGGAAGGACUUGACAGCACAUUAACUUCCGGAAAGUCCGGGAUCUGAGAGGAAAAGCCCUGAAGGAAACAAUAACAAACAGCAGGAAGAGGCGAUUCUGUGUUUCUGUGUAGCGUAGUUGUCUAAGAAGAUGCUUUUCGGCCCUCGUGAGGCGAUGUGAAAGGGCUCGGUGGACUCCAGCUAACCUUUGUCCACCUGUUUCCCACAGGAGUCCCUGGCUCUUGCCAUGGCGGGCGUGGGGCCGGGGGGCUACGCGGCGGAGUUCGUGCCACCUCCGGAGUGCCCAGUCUUUGAGCCCAGCUGGGAGGAGUUCACAGAUCCGCUCAGCUUUAUCGGCCGCAUCCGGCCUCUGGCUGAGAAAACCGGCAUCUGCAAAAUCCGACCCCCUAAGGAUUGGCAACCACCAUUUGCAUGUGAAGUAAAAAGCUUUCGUUUUACUCCUAGAGUGCAGCGCCUGAAUGAACUUGAGGCAAUGACCAGGGUGAGACUGGACUUUUUGGAUCAACUGGCAAAAUUUUGGGAACUUCAAGGAUCUACUUUGAAGAUCCCUGUGGUUGAGAGAAAAAUCCUGGAUCUUUAUGCAUUGAGCAAGAUUGUUGCCAGCAAAGGAGGUUUUGAAAUGGUCACCAAAGAGAAGAAAUGGUCUAAAGUGGGUAGCCGCUUGGGGUAUCUGCCAGGAAAAGGAACUGGGUCCCUUUUGAAGUCCCACUAUGAAAGAAUUCUCUACCCAUAUGAACUUUUCCAGUCUGGUGUGAGCCUUAUGGGUGUACAAAUGCCUAAUUUAGAUCUUAAGGAAAAAGUGGAACCUGAGAUUCUCAGUGCUGAUAUCCAGACUUCCCCAGAGCCAGGCACCAGGAUGAACAUUCUGCCUAAGAGAACAAGACGAGUCAAGUCUCAGUCAGAAUCUGGAGAAAUGAACAAAAACACAGAACUGAAGAAACUUCAGAUUUUUGGGGCUGGACCCAAGGUUGUGGGCCUGGCAGUUGGAACAAAAGAUAAAGAAGAUGAGGUCACCCGAAGACGAAAAGUUACCAACAGGUCAGACGCAUUUAACAUGCAAAUGAGACAACGGAAAGGAACUCUCUCUGUUAACUUUGUUGAUCUCUAUGUGUGUAUGUUUUGUGGUCGGGGAAACAAUGAAGAUAAAUUGCUUUUGUGUGAUGGAUGUGAUGACAGCUAUCAUACAUUUUGUCUAAUUCCACCACUACCUGAUGUUCCCAAGGGAGACUGGAGGUGUCCUAAGUGUGUUGCUGAGGAAUGUAACAAACCUCGAGAGGCCUUUGGAUUUGAACAAGCCAUACGAGAGUAUACACUUCAGAGCUUUGGAGAGAUGGCAGAUAAUUUUAAGUCUGAUUAUUUCAAUAUGCCAGUCCAUAUGGUUCCCACAGAACUGGUAGAAAAGGAAUUCUGGCGGCUGGUUAGCAGCAUUGAAGAAGAUGUUAUUGUAGAGUAUGGAGCUGAUAUUUCCUCAAAAGACUUUGGAAGUGGAUUUCCUGUGAAGGAUGGUCGGAGAAAGAUGUUGCCAGAAGAGGAGGAGUAUGCACUUUCUGGUUGGAAUUUGAAUAACAUGCCUAUCCUGGACCAGUCUGUUCUUGCGCACAUUAAUGUAGAUAUUUCUGGUAUGAAGGUGCCAUGGCUGUACGUGGGAAUGUGUUUCUCUUCUUUUUGCUGGCACAUUGAAGAUCACUGGAGUUAUUCCAUUAACUACUUGCAUUGGGGUGAGCCAAAGACAUGGUAUGGUGUACCAUCUCAUGCUGCAGAACAACUGGAAGAAGUGAUGAGGGAGCUGGCCCCUGAGUUAUUUGAGUCCCAGCCUGAUCUGCUACAUCAAUUAGUCACCAUUAUGAACCCCAAUGUGCUAAUGGAGCAUGGUGUGCCUGUGUACAGGACCAAUCAGUGUGCAGGCGAGUUUGUUGUGACAUUUCCUCGUGCCUAUCAUUCUGGAUUUAACCAGGGCUACAACUUUGCUGAAGCUGUGAACUUCUGUACUGCUGACUGGUUGCCCAUUGGACGUCAGUGUGUAAAUCAUUACCGACGCCUAAGGCGGCAUUGUGUCUUUUCACAUGAAGAACUCAUUUUCAAGAUGGCGGCAGACCCAGAAUGCUUAGAUGUGGGACUGGCUGCUAUGGUUUGCAAAGAAUUGACUCUCAUGACUGAAGAAGAAACACGACUAAGGGAGUCUGUUGUACAAAUGGGUGUCCUGAUGUCAGAAGAAGAAGUGUUUGAACUUGUUCCAGAUGAUGAGCGACAGUGUUCAGCAUGUAGAACCACAUGUUUUCUUUCUGCUCUCACAUGCUCCUGUAAUCCUGAGCGGCUUGUAUGUCUCUACCAUCCAACUGAUCUGUGCCUCUGCCCCAUGCAGAAGAAAUGUCUUAGAUAUCGUUACCCGUUAGAAGAUCUCCCUUCUCUUCUUUAUGGUGUAAAAGUCAGGGCACAAUCCUAUGACACUUGGGUCAGUCGUGUUACAGAAGCAUUAUCUGGUAACUUCAACCACAAGAAAGAUUUGGUUGAAAUGCGAGUAAUGCUGGAAGAUGCUGAGGAUAGGAAAUAUCCCGAAAAUGAUCUCUUUCGAAAGCUUAGGGAUGCUGUAAAAGAAGCUGAGACUUGUGCUUCUGUGGCCCAGCUGCUUCUGAGCAAAAAGCAGAAACACAGGCAGAGCCCAGAUAGUGGGAGAACUCGGACCAAGCUGACAGUAGAAGAAUUGAAGGCCUUUGUCCAACAACUUUUUAGUCUUCCAUGUGUUAUCAGCCAAGCUCGACAAGUAAAGAAUUUGCUUGAUGAUGUGGAAGAGUUCCAUGAACGAGCUCAGGAAGCAAUGAUGGAUGAAACCCCAGAUUCUUCCAAACUCCAGAUGUUGAUAGACAUGGGUUCUAGUCUAUAUGUGGAGCUACCUGAAUUACCUCGACUGAAGCAAGAGCUACAGCAGGCUCGGUGGUUGGAUGAAGUAAGAUUGACCCUCUCAGAUCCACAGCAAGUCACUUUGGACAUCAUGAAAAAACUGAUUGACUCUGGGGUAGGGUUGGCACCCCACCAUGCUGUGGAGAAAGCAAUGGCUGAGCUACAGGAGCUCCUUACAGUGUCUGAAAGAUGGGAAGAAAAGGCUAAGGUCUGCCUACAGGCAAGACCUCGGCACAGUGUGGCAAGUUUAGAAAGCAUUGUCAAUGAAGCCAAAAACAUUCCAGCUUUUCUACCCAAUGUGUUGUCUCUGAAAGAAGCCUUACAAAAGGCUCGAGAGUGGACAGCAAAAGUGGAAGCUAUUCAGAGUGGCAGCAACUAUGCUUACUUGGAACAGCUUGAAAGCUUAUCUGCUAAAGGGCGCCCUAUCCCUGUACGACUUGAUGCACUGCCACAGGUGGAGUCACAGGUGGCAGCAGCACGGGCCUGGAGAGAACGAACAGGGCGGACCUUUCUUAAGAAAAACUCCAGCCAUACAUUGUUACAGGUGCUGAGUCCUAGGACUGACAUUGGUAUAUAUGGGAGUGGUAAAAACAGAAGGAAAAAAGCAAAAGAAUUAGUAGAAAAAGAAAAAGAAAAGGAUGUAGACCUUGAGCCUUUGAGUGAUUUGGAGGAAGGACUGGAGGAAACCAGAGAUACAGCCAUGGUGGUGGCAGUAUUCAAAGAACGAGAGCAAAAAGAGAUUGAAGCCAUGCAUUCCUUGAGAGCAGCCAACCUAGCCAAGAUGACCAUGGUGGACCGCAUAGAAGAAGUAAAGUUUUGUAUUUGUCGUAAGACAGCUAGUGGCUUCAUGCUACAGUGUGAGCUCUGCAAAGACUGGUUCCAUAACAGCUGUGUUCCCCUUCCUAAAUCAAGUUCCCAGAAAAAAGGAUCCAGCUGGCAGGCUAAAGAAGUUAAAUUCCUUUGUCCUCUUUGUAUGCGGUCUCGAAGGCCCAGGCUAGAGACUAUACUGUCACUGCUGGUAUCCCUUCAGAAGUUGCCUGUACGAUUGCCUGAAGGAGAGGCCCUUCAGUGUUUGACAGAGCGUGCCAUGAGUUGGCAGGACAGAGCCCGGCAGGCCCUAGCCACAGAUGAACUGUCGUCUGCCCUGGCCAAACUGUCCGUGCUAAGCCAGCGGAUGGUUGAACAGGCAGCACGAGAAAAAACUGAAAAAAUCAUCAGUGCAGAACUCCAAAAAGCAGCUGCCAAUCCAGACUUACAGGGACAUUUAUCUAGUUUUCAACAGUCUGCUUUUAACCGCGUGGUGAGCAGUGUAUCAUCUUCUCCUCGACAAACAAUGGACUAUGACGAUGAAGAAACAGAUUCUGAUGAGGACAUUCGGGAGACAUAUGGCUAUGACAUAAAGGACACAGCCAGUGUGAAGUCCUCUAGUAGUCUAGAACCCAAUCUCUUUUGUGAUGAGGAAAUUCCUAUCAAGUCAGAGGAAGUGGUAACUCAUAUGUGGACAGCACCUUCAUUCUGUGCAGAACAUGCUUAUUCUUCUGCUUCUAAAAGUUGUUCUCAAGGUGGGAUGGAUAGCAGGGUCUCAGGCACAACCAGUAAUGGAGAAACAAAACCAGUGUAUCCAGUCAUGGAAAAGGCAGAGGAAGAUGGCACUCUGGAGCGGGGGCACUGGAAGAACAAGACGGAAUUUGUGCUGUCAGUAGCCGGGGAGAUCGUUGGCUUAGGCAACGUCUGGAGGUUUCCCUAUCUCUGCUACAAGAAUGGGGGAGGCGCCUUUUUCAUCCCCUACCUCAUCUUUCUCUUUACCUGUGGCAUUCCUCUCUUCUUCCUGGAGACAGCACUGGGCCAGUACACGAGCCAGGGGGGCAUCACAGCCUGGAGGAAGAUCUGCCCCAUCUUUGAGGGCAUUGGCUAUGCCUCCCAGGUGAUUGUCAUGCUCCUCAACAUCUACUACAUCAUCGUCCUGGCCUGGGCCUUCUUCUACCUCUUCAGCAGCUUCACUGCUGACCUGCCCUGGGGAAGCUGCCAACACGAAUGGAACACAGAGAACUGUGUGGAGUUUCAGAAGACCAAUGGCUCCAUGAAUGUGACCUCUGAGAAUGUCACCUCCCCUGUCAUUGAGUUCUGGGAGAGGCGUGUCCUAAAGAUCUCUGAUGGCAUCGAGCACCUGGGGGCCCUGCGCUGGGAGCUGGCCCUGUGCCUCCUGCUGGCCUGGAUCAUCUGCUACUUCUGCAUCUGGAAGGGGGUCAAAUCCACGGGCAAGGUGGUGUACUUCACAGCCACAUUCCCUUAUCUCAUGCUGGUGGUCCUGUUAAUCCGAGGGGUGACACUGCCUGGGGCAGCCAAAGGAAUUCAGUUCUACCUGUACCCUGACCUCACACGUCUGUGGGAUCCCCAGGUGUGGAUGGACGCAGGCACCCAGAUCUUCUUCUCCUUUGCCAUCUGCCUGGGCUGCCUCACGGCCCUGGGCAGCUACAACAAGUACCACAACAACUGCUACAGGGACUGCAUCGCCCUCUGCUUCCUCAACAGCGGUACCAGCUUCAUAGCCGGCUUUGCCAUCUUCUCCAUCCUGGGCUUCAUGUCCCAGGAGCAGGGUGUGCCCAUUUCUGAGGUUGCCGAGUCAGGCCCUGGCCUGGCUUUCAUCGCCUACCCUCGGGCUGUUGCAAUGCUGCCCUUCUCUCCUCUGUGGGCCUGCUGCUUCUUCUUCAUGGUCAUUCUCCUGGGACUCGAUAGCCAGUUUGUGUGCGUAGAGAGCCUGGUCACAGCGCUGGUGGACAUGCACCCCCAGAGGUUCCGCAGGAAGAACCGGAGAGAGAUCCUCAUCCUGGUGGUGGCCAUCAUUUCCUUCCUUUUUGGGCUGGUCAUGCUCACAGAGGGUGGCAUGUAUGUGUUCCAGCUCUUUGACUACUAUGCAGCCAGUGGCAUGUGCCUCCUGUUUGUGGCCAUCUUUGAGUCCUUCUGUGCGGCUUGGGUUUAUGGAGCUGGACGCUUCUAUGACAAUGUUGAAGAUAUGAUUGGGUACAGGCCAUGGCCUCUUAUCAAAUACUGCUGGCUCUUUUUCACACCAGCUGUGUGCAUGGCCACCUUCUUGUUCUCCUUGAUCAAGUAUGCCCCGCUGACCUACAACAAGAAGUACAUGUACCCAUGGUGGGGUGAUGCCCUGGGCUGGCUCCUGGCUCUGUCCUCCAUGGUCUGCAUUCCUACCUGGAGCAUCUACAAAUUCAUCAGCCUCAAGGGCUCCCUCAGAGAGAGAGUUCGCCAGCUCUUGUGCCCAGCUGAGGACCUGCCCCAGAGGAGCCAAGCAGGACCCCCCACCCCUGCCACACCCAGGACGUCUCUUCUUCGACUCACAGAACUGGAAUCAAACAUCUAGGGGCAGGCCCUCAGAUGGAGCCUAUGGGCCUGGCUAGGGCAUAUCAGUAGGCCAGAGGGCAAAAGGCUCACUGUGCCUCUCUGUCCUCACCCUGGGCAGACAAGACAAUGGAGAGACUUUGGAAUCUGCCUUUGGAGUUGGGUGCCUCCCAUUCCUGCUUCCCUGGUCCACCCCGGGUGGUUAAAACAGGUGUGAGAUGCCAGUGUCCAAAGUACCUCUGGAGGCAGCUUGGGGAGGCCGAUGGGGGCACUAGGGGGCGGAGAGCAGCUGGCCUCUGGCCUCCUCCCUGCAUUCCAUUAAAUCCAUCUUCUUCCCAGAGCGCUUGCAUCCAGUCUG